AUGGAUGUAUCCUAUUCAUUUACACCUUUGAUAGGAUAUAAAGAUAGUUUGAUUGAUCAACAUGUAAAAUUACCUUUAAAUUAUCCCAUCAUUGACAACAACCAUAUCAAAACGAUAUCUACAACUCCUAAUAAUGAAUUUCAUAAGAAAAUAGCUACUACAGGUAAGAUUAUCAAAUUAUCUAAACAAUCUCUUGUUCUGGCGGUAUCAAUCUCGGUAUUCAAUGAUAUGAAAACAAUUGUUUUAACACCAAUGGAAUUACAACUGAAUAGUAUUGGUUUCCAAUUUCAAAAUUUGAUUAUAGAUUUACCUCAUUCAAUAUUUUCUACCAAUUGUAUCACUUUCCAUUAUAGUAAUGAUCAUAUUUUGAUUGAUUUAGUCGAUGAAAAUUAUUUGUUUAUCACUUUGAAAAUUGCCAUUGAUAAAUUCAUUUUCGGGCAACAACUCACUUUAGAUAAUUUUGAAGAAUGGGGGUAUAUUUCUGUUCCUUAUUCAUUUGAAUUGAGAUCAUCACCAUUCUUUGUAAAAUGUUUAGAUAAUUUGAAUUUGAUUGUUUCUUUGAAAGAUGGUGGAUUGCUACAUUUCAAAAGAGAUGAAGAUUUGGGUGAAAUUACCGUGUUUAAUUUCCAAGAACAAGGUACAUUAAUACCAUUCUUGGGAUUUUUUGGUGGUGGGAAACGGAAAGAAAUUGUUUUAGAUGGAGUUUCUUCUAAUUCAAUCGUUGAUGUUUUACAGAUUGGUGAUGUAGUGAUUACUUUAUCGGUUAAUAAAGUGUUGAAACUUUGGAAUCUUGGUGGACACCAAAACUUGUCAACAUUAGCAAUUGCAGAUGACGAUACAUGGUUACCCACUAUCCCUAGCAAGUAUUUAAAGUCGUACAAACAAGAAGAUGGGAAAACUAUAGUAUCACUAUUUAUCAACACCAAAUCAGGCGAUUCUUCAAAGAGUAUGUUUGUAUUCAAAUCAUUUGAAUUGGAAGGUUCAAAUUUAAACGAUUUAUCAGAUCUUUCUUUCCAACCAGAACUCCCCAAUUCAGUAUUGUUUUCUUCUGACGUAUUUUAUCACGAAUCAAACUUCCAAAACACUAUUUGGUUCAUUCAAGAUUAUGAAAUUGAAGUUCAAAUCGGGCAAUCUCAGAUCAAAUAUUAUAUCUUAUGGAAAUCCAACACUUCUUCAGUUUUAGUAGAGUAUACGAUAAAUCUGAUUAAUGGUGCAAUUUUAUCAAUUCACAUUUCCCAUCCCAAUGGCUUUGAAAUUGACGAAAAUAUAUCUGCAUAUCAUGACACUGAAUAUUAUAUGGAUAGAAUAUUUGAUUCCGGGAACUAUGAUUCUUUAAUUGUUUUGACAUCAAUUCAAAUAUUAAGUCAACAUUGGGAAAUUGAUAGUAACAAUACUGAUAUGACAACCCAAACGAUUCGACAAUUGGCUAUAGAUGCAAUUAAUUCUAAGGCAGCAUCAGAUAACACCAAAAGUUAUUGGUUUAAAUUACAAUCUUUAUGUGAAGAAUUCAAAAAUUUGAGUCAAGAAACUUUAUCAUUAUCAAUUUUCGAUAAUCAAAUUUUGACUUUGAAUGUUAAUGGUUAUGGUAUAUACCGUAAAUCGGCAUUUUUUGAAUCUUUUGCUAAUCAGAAAUUGAAUAGUCCUGAUGGGAAAUUAAUGUUGAUUUUCAAUAAAUUUGAGACCUUUAUAUCGCGUAAAAGUUAUCAUAAAUUGCAUCAAGAGUUGCUCCAAUUUCAAAAAAUUUCAGCAAAUGACAUUACAAAUCUUUUCACAAAACAUAUUGAAGGAAAGAUAUCUACUACUGAGAUACAAACAAUCUUAACGGAUUUAGAACAAAUUCCUGGUAUUGUUGAAAUAGUCAAAUCGUUAAUUGGAAGUUCUGGGUUUGAGUUAGUUGAUGUCUCAAUCCCAAGUAAAAGCCUUGGUACUUUUUAUAAAAUAGCUACAGUAAUGAUAUUCAGGAACAUUAUGGAGACCCAUAAGACAUUGCUAUUAGAUUUAGUGGCAUUAUUUUUUAUAUGUGAAACUAAUGAUCAAAUAGUUGAAUUUGUGAACCAAAUCCGGUCAAAUUUGGUACAGUAUAAUAUCAUGGAAGUGGUUUUCGACACCUGUUUAACAUCAGGUGUAGUUGAAACCAAGAAUAUGGGUCAAGUGCAGAAUUCGAUUUUUUGGUCAUCCAUUGUUGGUACCCAUUCUCAAUUAAAACGAUUAAUAGGGUCGUUACAAUUAAAUGAUGGAUACGAAUAUUUUUAUAACAAAGUGUUAUGUGAAGACUAUUUAGUUGAUGUGAUUAUUGAAUUGAUCAACAACAAAGAAUAUUUCUAUUUACGAGAAAAAUUUUUAACAAAGCUUAAUCAAGAGAAAAUUGUAGAGAAAUUUUUGGUUGGUUUAAUAUAUUUAUUCAAUAAUGAUGCCAAAUCAUUCUACGAAAUUUUCCAUAAUUAUUCCAAGUUCCAAAAUUUUUCUGAAAAUAAAAUCAAAAAACAUUUGAAUAAAGAUGAGAAUUUACAGAAUUUUACAGAGGUUUUAUUUUCUAAUCCUUCAAAAUCUCAAUAUUAUCAUGGAUUGUCUAAAUUAGUUCAAUCACAAAUCAAAACUAACACUAGCAACAAAUCACAACAAGAAGAACAUAGUUUCAUUGAAAUUGCUUCAGAUUUGGAAACUUUAGCCAUUGAUAAUGAAUCUAAUAUUGUUACAAGGGAAGAAUUUUAUUUAAAUUUAUUUGAAUUAUCUUUAAGGAUUUCAAAUUAUGAUAUUACUACGAAAUGUUUGAAAAAUUUAACUGUUUCAACUAGUUUUAAAAAUUUAAUGACAAAAUUUAUUACUAAAAUUAUUUCGCAACUGAAAUUAGAUAUUAUAUUUCCUGCAACUAAUGAUGAUGAUGAUGAUGAUUUUUAUCGUCAACAUUUUUCAUUAAUAGAUUCAAUAAUUGAUAAAGUUGCCAAAGAUUCAAAUUUAUCACAAUCAUUGAAAGUUUAUCAAUAUUUAUAUUCUUGGAGAUUAUUUGGUUGUGUAGUUGAGAAAAGUCAUAACACAGAAUUAGGUGAUAAAAGAGGAGCAAUUGAAGCAUUAUAUGAAUUCAUUACUAGAUUCAGAAUAGAAAAUCCUAGUGUUGGUGAUGUGGGAAGAAAAGUGAAAUUGAAAAUACUUGAAAUUUAUAUGAUAAUUUUGAAUUUAUUAAAAAGUUUUGAAAAUAAUCAAGAUCAAUGGUUUUUGAAAAAUACUAAAGAAAUAAGAUCAAUUGUUACAUUAAAUGAUUUGAAAUUAGAAUAUUUAGAAUGGUUGAAAAAUUUAGAUGAAGAUAUAUCAAUGUUUACAUAG
Molecule: messenger RNA, 3321 nt
Organism: Candida dubliniensis CD36
Lineage: Eukaryota; Fungi; Ascomycota; Pichiomycetes; Serinales; Debaryomycetaceae
Exons: 1
Coding region: 1-3321 (1106 amino acids)
Cellular component (GO): nuclear pore
Molecular function (GO): structural constituent of nuclear pore
Source: RefSeq, a predicted model, not a curated record